CGACUUCAGAUACUCCCAGUUCUAUGACGAUAUGAACAGUCGAAGAAAUAUAAACACACAGGGCUACUGGCUGCGGGUCAUCGACACAAACCCUGAGCGGAUCGUAGCCCUGCUCGAUUGGAUGUGGGCUGCACAAAGGGAUCCGAGGACGAGGUUCGGUGACGAUUCUACGGGAUUUCAGCAGGUUUUAGGCGCACUCUCUACUUGCGCUGCUGCUGAGACCGGGAUACGAUGGCACCGUCUUUUGAAUGUGGGAAUCACGAAGGCACUUUGCGGUUGUCUAUGGAGGUGCCCCGAUGACGAAUCGUAUCAAGAUGAUCAGACUCUCCCGUCUACAUAUUGGCCCUUCGUAAAUAUAUUGUCGCAAGGGGGACAAAACCUCGAGUACUUGCCUGGGCCAGCCAAUGAUAGGUUCGUAUCUGAGAUAAAGGAUUCCUGGACCAAGAUCAUUACCAGGUUAUUCUACGACCCGCAGCGUAGUUUGCGUCCGUACCUCACGUCCGUUGAGGAACGACAAUCGGUCGCGCAGCUCGUCAAGGGCAUCAUGGGCUAUGACGAAACUUUCAUCAGCAUUGUCCAUGACCCUGACGACCUCACCGUCCCCCUCAUCACUCGAUACCUGAUCUAUUCGACGGAACUCGAUGAUUCCUUGGAUUUUCUCGUCGCACUUAACUUCCUCCUUCGCAGGGAACCUACUUAUUUCCUCCAACACAUGCUUCUUGGUGUUCAGGAUGGCUCACCGUCUACCUUGCUCUCAUCCCUCGCCCGACUUCUCCGUACCCGACCAGCAACGUUACAACUCCUCUUGAGUAACUUCAUCCUCGGACUUUCGAUGCUUCCGAAAUGGUGUGAGGGGCGGCUUGAACGGGAAUUUAUUCACACGUUGCUCCGUUCAAAGGCACUGCUCUGCCACUUUUGUGAUGUUGUGGCGCAGAGUGAUGAAGCGGACACGACAUCGUGUCGCGGGUUCGAUACAGACCUGCUUGUCACUCCGGCCCUAGGCUUCAUAGGGCAAUGUCUCUUCCAGGCGGGAGCGGAGAGCCCGGAAGAAAUGGUAGCCUUUGUCAAGGGCCUUCUCCGGGCGGGCAUAUUCGAUGCUCUCGAGACUGUUCUCCUUCAAAAAUCGGACAAAAUUGCGGAGAUGCCAUGUUUAGUGGCGGCCAUUUUACAGAAGAUCUACGCUGCAUCUCGAGCAUCACCCUCGCUCCUAUCCUCUCUCCGUCGUCACUUCCCCCGUCCUCUUCUGGUCCGAGCCUGUCUCAACCUUCCUUUCACCUCCAAUAGAGUCCUUUACGAAUGGAUCGGAGCUCAUCCCAAAAGUUCUAGCGUCUCGGAUAUAUUGUCCGCCUGGAUCGUCGCGGAUGGGUUGUGCUGGACGUCACAUAUAGACGGCACGUGUAUGAGGAGAGGCUGUGGACAGAAAAGAAGAAAACGAUGUGCGGCAUGUGGGACGGUGGAAUAUUGUGGCGUGGAGUGUCAGACUGAGGACUGGGCCGAACAUCGCAUGCUUUGUGGGUUCAAAGACGGGAGGCUGCGGCGCGCUCUCCAUUCCAGCUCAGAUGACAAAAGAGUCGAUUAUAUAUCCCCACCGGAACGAUUUCCGCUUCGCUUCCCGGAACUGGACCCAGGUUUAUUUAAUCCUCCGGAGUGCGAAAACUAGUUCACAUUGGCGCAUGUAGCCAGUAAUACACACUGGUCAUUGGUACUAUACACGGCUCCUGUCGAGUCUGGAAGCUACAUCGUCAGCUGGGAACUCUUCACAGAGUCUGCGAGGUCGAGGACGGUGAGGAGGCGGUAAGAUUGGUAGGUGAUUGGCAAGCGAGAAUGUGUUAAAAGAAUACCAUCUCCCAUCCCGGUGAGGACUUUUCGGCUCGCCUAAAGGGAGCCUCGCCCUUAUGAAGGCGACAGUGUAGCAGGUACCAUAUCGCUCUGGCGGUAUAUUCCAUUUGUUAGCCGUACCAAGUUAGAACAUUAGACCACUCAGCUAGCUGUAGCUUUGCCGCUAGAUUGCCACACGAAUGAAUUGAGUGGCAAAUGCUAUCUUCGGAGUUUCCCGGGUGUCACCUGAAACAUUCGACCUUGAAAUGUCAGACCGCCGCGGCGACAUUGUCUCCACCCUUUCUUUCUCUCUUCCUUCAUCUCUACAUUAUUUGCUUCAGCUUAGCUGCAAUGACGAAGGGCCCCGUCUACUGGACCCGCCUGGCCCAGGGUAAUCCGGCGCGAAUUAUCGCGUACUUGGAGGCCUUAACUUAUUCGCCUGGCGUUUCCAACUUGGGAUGGAGAGACCGGUAUGGACAUGAAAGGGAGGAUCUCCCGGACGUUGCAACUGUUAUAUUGAUGAUCGUCGAGGAUGCAGACGCCUCUCAAGGCACUUUUUGGCAGCAUCUCAUUGAGGAAGGCAUCACUGAGGCGAUUUUUCGCUUUUUACUCGAAAGCAUGCUUUCCAAAGUCGUAUCUCAACAACAGACCGUGGUGAGGGAAUCUGCGGUGAUGCCAUGGAUCGAAAUCCUACAAGUUGGGGCAAGAAGCGUCAAGCGCUUUCCAAGUGCAGCUACCCAGAGGUUCAUUAACACAAUGAGAGCUUACUGGAAUGAAUUGAUGAAUGUCCUCUGGGAUGAGCCGAAUCGCUCGAUAUUUCUUGCAAAUGACUUCGCCAACGGGAGAACCACUAUCAUUAAUUUAUUGGCGGCUGUAGUGGAAUUGGACGACGAUUUUAACGAGUUGAUUGUUUUACGGAACAGCCUUACUAUCCCCAUCAUUUCCAGCUUUUUGUCGCACGCCACGGAGGAUAACGACAUUUUCGCUUGUAUAAUGGCGUUGAUUCGUAUUCCGCGUCGCUCUUAUCCGGCGGAUCUCUUCGACCUUCUCCGUAUUGGUAUCCCCCACGGUGACUUCCC
Molecule: messenger RNA, 2897 nt
Organism: Stereum hirsutum FP-91666 SS1
Lineage: Eukaryota; Fungi; Basidiomycota; Agaricomycetes; Russulales; Stereaceae
Exons: 12
Coding region: 32-1660 (542 amino acids)
Source: RefSeq, a predicted model, not a curated record